UGACGCCACUCUAACCAACUUCUCCCCUCCCCAAACAGCUCACCACCAUUAAAAGUGAAUCCCGUUUGAAGCACCUACUGUCACGGCUACCUGGAUACUGCCCUGAGUCGAUGAAUGAGCUGUUGACCUGCAUCAACUCCUCUCUACCAGGAGCCUCCAAGAAGUCUGAUGGGUGGGUGGGGCUGGGCUGCUGUGAGCUGGCCAUCUCUCCCGAGUGUCGCAGGGAUUGUAAAAAGGCGUCGUCGAAGAAUGACAUCACUAAAGUAUGCAAGAAGGAUACCGAGAAACCCCUCUACAUCUGCAUCACCAAAAACGAGAGGGGCUCCGUGUGCUGCGGCUACGCGGGCAGACACACCAACUGCAGGGAGUUCUGUCAGGCCAUCUUCAGGACGGACAUGUCCCCCAGUGCGUCCCAGAUCCAGUCGGUCAAGGACUUCUGUGAGCCCAUCAGCCCGCAGCUCAUCAGCUGCGUGGCCAACUACACCAAGUCCUACCCCGUACGCAGCCCCAUAGACAGUCUGUACUGCUGCGACCGGGCGGAGGACGCCCACUGCCAGGUGGCGUGCCGGAGGAUCCUGCGCACCCUGACGACAGAGCAGGAGAUCAUGGACGGGCUGAUCGUGGAGUGUGGCAGCGAGCCCCUCCCCCAGGACCCGCUGUGGCAGUGCUUCCUGGGCAGCGCCCACCCCCCCGCCAAGACCGACGUGGACACCCCCUCCCCCGCCAAGAUGGACUGUGCCAAGCUGCACUGCUGCGCCAAAGCCAAUACCUCACUCUGCAGGGAGAUGUGUCAGGGGAUCAGCAUUAACUGGGGCACCCAGACUUUGCUGGAGUUCGACCAGCUGUGUGAGUACAACCCUGUGGAGAUGGAGCUGAUCACCUGUCUGGCCGACGUCCGAGAACCCUGCCAGCUGGGCUGCAAGGACCUGGCCUACUGCACCAACUUCAACAACAGGCCCACAGAGUUGUUUCGCAGCUGCAACAUCCAAUCCGAUCAGGGAGCCAUGAACGACAUCAAGCUCUGGUCCAAUGGGACGAUCAAGAUGCCGUUCAUGAACAUCCCAGUCCUGGACAUCAGGAAGUGCAGGCCGGAGAUGUGGAAGGCCGUGGCUUGCGCUCUGCAGAUCAAACCCUGCUACAGCAAGUCACGAGGAGCAGUCAUCUGCAAGUCGGACUGCGUGGACAUCCUGACCCAGUGUGGCGACCACAAGCUCUUCCACGAGGGCCAGACCGCCGAGCGCAUCUGUGACCUGCUCUCCCCCACGGACGACCCCCAACGCUGCAUCCCCCUCCACAGAUACCUCACUCCCAGUUCCAUAGACAACUACAUGGGGGAAGUCAUCCACCCCUGCAACCCCAACCCCUGCCCUAGCAACCACCUGUGUGAGGUCAACAGGAAGGGUUGCCAUGACGAGCACAACUGCCAUCCUUACUUCUGUGUGCCAGGCUGUAAGCUGGGCGAGGCGUCCGAGUUCCUGGUGCCCAUGGACGCCCGCAUCCAGGUGCCCACGCGGAGCUCCCAGGUGGGCUGCUACGAGGUGUGCAACUGCAGCCACAGCGGCCGUCUGGAGGGCUGCGCCGACAUGCCCUGCGUGGACACCACCAAGACCUGCAUCGUGGGAGGACAGAGGAAGAAUCACGGUACGUCCUUCAGGGUAGACUGCCACCCCUGCUCUUGCUUCGCCGGGCAGGUCAUCUGCUCCACGCGUCAGUGCCUCAGCGCAGGCAGCUCCAACGAGGACCGCCAGCGCUUCACUGGUCUGCCUUGUGGCUGCCAGGACCGCUUCGUCCCUGUGUGUGCCAACAACGGACGCACCUACCCCAGCGCGUGUGUGGCGCGCUGUGUCGGCUUCAAGGACGACCAGUUUUUGUUUGGCCAUUGCCGUAGCAACGACCCCUGCUCCCCGAACCCAUGUGAGAAGAACAAGAGGUGCAUCCCUAACAGGCGUGUGUGCCUCAGUGACCUGCUGUCCGUGCCCUGUCACCAGUAUGAGUGCGUGGUCCGCCCCGUCACCUGCGACAAGACCCACCUGGACCCCGCCUGCGACAAGGACGGCAACCCACACACCAACCUGUGCCAGCUGUACCAGACGGGGAAGACUCUGGCCUACAUGGGCCAAUGCCAGGAUGCCUGCAGGAAGCCCCAGCCCGUGUGCGGCCACAACGGCGAGACGUACAACACCGUCUGCGAGGCCUUCUCCGACCGCGUCGCCGUCGACUACGAGGGCCCGUGCAACGCUGUGGGGGCGGUGUUUGAGUUUGCGUCCGACUCGGGGUGCAACAUGACCCCCUGCCCCCCCCUCUCCACUCCGGGCUGCACCCCCGUCAUGCCCCCAGGUGCCUGCUGCCCUCUGUGUGCUGGCAUGCUGCAGAUCCUCUGGAGCAGCUUGCAGAUGGACGUCUUCGCUAAACUGAACCACGGCAAGCCGGUGACCGUGCACGACGUGCUGCGGGUCCUGCGGCUGCACGUGUCCGUGCCGCAGUGCGACAUCUUCGGCUACCUGAGCAUCCACUCGGAGCUCGUCGUCCUUGUCGUCCCCGUGGAUCAACAGCCCACGCCGCUGCAGAUUGAAGCCUGCAGCAAGGAGGCGGAGAAGAUCGACGCGCUCAUCAACUACGGCAGCCCCACCCUCGUAUCCCACGUCCCCCUCUCCGCCUUCCUCACCUCCGAGGUCAUGACCUCCACCGUCGUCUCCGCCGGGGCACCCAGGGCGGCCCCCUCCCCCCUGGCCCUAUGCCUGGCCUUGGGCCUGCUCCUCACUCUAGCCCCAGGCUCCAACCGGGCCUAGGCCACCGCUAAUCCAGUCCCACCGGCCAGCCUCCCUUUCCAGGAAGCUGGUGGCGGAACUCAGGGCUCUGACUCGCUGGGUCUGUCCUGUGACAGGAGCCCUGGAGAAGCUUUGAAGCUUUUGACAAUCAUUCCCGUGGACG
This is a messenger RNA of Osmerus eperlanus (European smelt), 2931 nucleotides long. It is a transcript of the gene reck, whose product is annotated as reversion-inducing-cysteine-rich protein with kazal motifs. The transcript is spliced from 19 exons. NCBI's taxonomy places the organism in Eukaryota, Metazoa, Chordata, Actinopteri, Osmeriformes, Osmeridae. Gene Ontology annotation, cellular component: plasma membrane. The record is from RefSeq and is a predicted model, not a curated record. Bases 111 to 2789 code for a protein of 892 amino acids. Gene Ontology annotation, molecular function: metalloendopeptidase inhibitor activity; protein binding. Gene Ontology annotation, biological process: blood vessel maturation; extracellular matrix organization; sprouting angiogenesis.